Penicillium verrucosum is the source of this 543-nucleotide messenger RNA. RefSeq names its product nucleoporin NDC1. The transcript is spliced from 3 exons. Gene Ontology annotation, molecular function: spindle pole body-nuclear membrane anchor activity. Gene Ontology annotation, biological process: nuclear pore organization; spindle pole body localization. Lineage: Eukaryota; Fungi; Ascomycota; Eurotiomycetes; Eurotiales; Aspergillaceae. Gene Ontology annotation, cellular component: nuclear pore transmembrane ring; spindle pole body. The record is from RefSeq and is a predicted model, not a curated record. The coding region runs from base 1 to 543 and encodes 180 amino acids.
AUGGCCGUCGUACAAACUCGGCCCUACAGGCGAAUCCUGACUUCGGCCUUACACCGAAGAUUUGUUCAUGCGUCUGCCCUUUCACUGCUGGUCUCUUAUAUUAUCGCAAUUGCGAUCGGGGAGAAAUCGUCCUUGUUCUGGUUAUGGUUUCCCUUCGGUAGUUGCGGUGUCCGAACCGCGCUACUCUUCAUAUCCUCUCUCACCAUUUUCGUCCUCCGCGUCAGUCAAAUGCACAUCGGCUCGAGAACAGCUAGCUCCUCGUUCGACAUUUUCAGAUCUCUCACCCUGUUACAAAUUGCGCAAACAUUUGGCUGGUACAUCUUCUCAGCAUGGUGGUUCACCGUGGUUUAUGUGUGGUCGUCUUCAAGUGAUUCCAACCUCGAGCUUGUGAAACGGGGCAGGCCACACGAGCGACCGACCCUGAAUGAAAGGCCGAUUUACCUUCAUUCCUUCCAUAUCUUCUUAGCAUGUGUGCAAGCAGUGUUUCACCUCUACUAUGACUACGACCGCAUUGCAGUGCCCAUCGUGGAUAAAAAUCCAUAA